Pecten maximus is the source of this 4033-nucleotide messenger RNA. Its product is annotated as transcription termination factor 4, mitochondrial-like. Lineage: Eukaryota; Metazoa; Mollusca; Bivalvia; Pectinida; Pectinidae. The record is from RefSeq and is a predicted model, not a curated record. Gene Ontology annotation, biological process: mitochondrial ribosome assembly; regulation of DNA-templated transcription. Gene Ontology annotation, cellular component: mitochondrion. Gene Ontology annotation, molecular function: double-stranded DNA binding. Bases 305 to 1480 code for a protein of 391 amino acids. The transcript is spliced from 2 exons.
UACUGAAGGGACCGGUUAGAAAUCUGUAUAGAAAGUUUUCCAUUUUCUGGCAAAUUUCUAUUAAAUUUCCCAAAGUAUGAUAACAUUAUUUCCAAUAUAAUAUUUCUGUUGCUUUAAUUCAAUGCCAAUUCGAAAAGACUCGAAACUGGUGAUGUAUACAUAUUUCUACGCAAAAUAAACCCUCCCUGUCUAGUUCAAACGCACCUCCAUUUAAGAAGAGUUAGAAAAGCAUGAGAGUCGCUGGAGAAAUCGAAUUUUAAACGAAUAUGUAAGGUGAUGAAAUAAAUCCACACUGCUGGCCAAGAUGAACAUUCUACGUUCUCUGCGUCCUCUGUCCAGUUGGAAGUAUGGACCAUCCAGACUAUGGUCCUGUGUGGGACAAGGGGAGACAAUCCAUAGAAAAUUUCCGGGAGACUGCAGAAAUCUGAGUAUCUAUAGGAAAGAUCUUGUAUUGAACAUCUUAAGACCAUGUUAUAUAUUCAGAGUGGUGUCUGGGUGUGGAAGGUCAUACAAUCAACUAUCUAGCUGUGUUAGGUUUGUACAUACAAAACAUGGAGGUACGGAGACCUGGACUGAUGAUCUGGAUGAUGGCGAUAGAACAGCCAAUGAUAAACAUUUAGCAUUAAUGGAGAAGAUCGAGGGACAAAUCAUUGAGAUAAUUGACAGUGUUCUGGAGAGAACUGAGGAAAAUGAAAUGGUUGGGAGCAAUUUGGAAAAUGUUUUAGAGGAAGGUGUUCGACAUUUGUACAGUUUACGUCUUUCUCCAGAACAAAUUCAUCGCUUGAUGUUAGAAUACAGGGAGAUAUCUAGGCAUCAGUUUUUUAUUCCAAUCACACAAUUCUUGUACAAAAAUGGUUUGAAUGGCAAAAGGACAUGUAAGCUUGUGACAAAGUAUCCUGACAUUUUAGAUAUACCAAAGGACGAGAUUCGGGAGAAGAUUGAACAUUUACGCGAACUUGGGUUCAUAACUCCAGGUAUUUUAUUAUUAAUUGAAGGUUUACCUGAAGUGCUAAAAAUACCUGUAAAAAAUAUCAAGAGGCGCAUCUCAGAUCUUGAACUAUUGUUCAAGUCUAAAGAUGUGCUUGAUCUUAUAACCAAGUCGCCUUCCCUUCUGAUUGACGACCCAGCUUUGAUCCAGAAAAAAUUUGAUUAUGUUUUUCAUGAGAUGGGCAUCAGUCAAAGACAAAUCAUGUACAGCAGUCUGUUCAAGCAUAGUCUGAGUCAUAUCAGGCAGCGACACGUCUUCUUGGUUCGUGCAGGUUUUUUUAAAAAGACUGUGAAGAGGGGUCAAAUUAACCCUAAUCCUUUACUAGAGGAUAUUGUUGAUAUUUCAACCCGGGCUUUCCUAAAGAAGUAUGGUAACAUGACCAUGUCGGACUACAUAGCAUUUCGUGAAUUGUUUGAACGUGAAUCUAAUGAAAUUCAGGAUGAGGUGGAAGAUGAUUCUGAUGAUGAAGAAAUACAAGGAUGGAAGAGAUGAGUUUCAUGUGGUUCUGAUGAAGUUUGAAUUAAAAGGGCAUUCCUUCGUUUAGACAUCAGAAACAUGCACAAUUUCUCUUGAUGAAAUGUAUAUCCGAACAAUGAUUUAAAAUAUAUGAGUGUUUGUGCCUUCAAGUAAUGAAAUUAAUGCCAAAAUGUGCAGGAAAAAAGCGUUAGUAUACUGUUAGUAUGUCUUUGUGGUAGUAAGUGAUACUUCAGGUCAAAUUAAGAAUUUUCAGGACUUAGAACUCGAAGAACUUUGGUUUAUCUUGAGAGUAAAACUGCCAUAUUAAUGUAAAGAUUGUAACUUUUACUACUUGGAAAAAAUACAUAUUUUCCAGUAAGGUUAAUUUUGACGACCUAAAUUUUAUUCAAAUGAAGGAAUGCCCCUUUCAGAAAUAACACUGCAAAACCAUUUUCUUGCUGUACAUUUGAAAUUUAUUUUGAACAGAAAAAAUUUGGUACAUUUUCAAAAUAAUACUACGAUAUACAUUAAGUAAUGAGCCACUGUGUGGUAGUAAGCCCACCCAGUGUUUAGCUGAUUCUCAAUCAUUAUCGACGAUCAAUCAUUGAUAAUAAGUGAUUAGUAAAUCAGAGGUUAAGAUCCAAAGUCAAUUAUUGUGAAUAUAUUUCUCUUGAAUAAGUUUGAUAGGUUGAAUACUUUGGUAAGUUUACUUAAAAUCUACUUACCAUGGUAGUUAUGCUGUCUUUAUGAUGAAUUUGCAUUACAGAAAGGGAAUGAUACUAAGCAACCUCCCAGUUGUGAGAAUUUUUUUUAUUUCUAACAUUGACGACCGAUUACAUGAUCAAUAAGUAAAGAAGUCCAGGUUAAAACAAUAACUGGUCAAGAUUUUUCAGCUGAUUCCGAGAACUUAGCCCAGCCACUUGUAAUAGAGAUAUUGUGUUGACCAAUAGAAUCUUCCCUAGAGGAACAGCCCACCCACUUGUAAUAGAGAUAUUAGCAAUUUCCUAUAGUUUUCGCCUAAUCUCUUUCAAAAUUGGUAUGCAAUAUGAUAAUGAUAUGAAGUUUUGUCUACAUGAAAAGAAAUCUGAUUCGACUAUUUUUACAAAAAAAAUUAGAUCUUCUACAUUUUUCAAUUGAUUUUUUUUGAAACUUGAUAGAUUUUAUAAUCAUGAUAUGAAGUUGUUUGCUUGAAAAGAAUUUAAGAUCAAUUUGAAAAAGUUAAUUUCCUUUGUUUAUUUCAAUAUUUAAUUUUUGUCUGACAAUCUUCUCCAACAUUUUUCAACUGAUAUGUUUGAAAGUUAGAAGACAUUAUGCGCCUGAUAUGAAGUUGUAUCUCACUGAAAAGAAUUCUUAUUGAACUGUUUUUGUAAAGGUUAUUGCCUUUUAUUUAAGUAUUCAAUUUUUUUUCUCCUACAUUUUUUAACUGAUCUCUUUGUAAUAAUGAUAGUUUCCCCAAAAACAAUUUUGAUUCAGCAAUUCUUGCAAAAGUUAAAAGUUAUUGCCCUUUGUUUAUAUCAGAAUUGAUUGUUUUCUGUAGAUUUCCUCUUAUAUUUUUUGACCAAUGUCAUUGAAACUUGGAAUACAUUAAAUUCCUGACAUUAAUUGAUGUUUCGGCACAAAAAAAUUCUGAUGCAAUUAUCUUUUCCAAAUGUCAAUUUCUGAUUUUGAAGACUUGAGUACUUGAUAUUUUGAUGUGAAAUGUUAUAGCAUACCAGAUAGCCACUCUUAAGGUGAUACAAAUCUUAUUUUUAUUAUUUUUAUACAAGAUAGUAUGUAAACAAUCUAUGGUAUUUGACAGGCAUAUACUGUUCUGCUCUGUGAUGCUCCUGUUCUCCCACCAGACUAUUUUGAUUAUGCAGAGUCUAGUUGUUCCAAUAUUGGAAAAGACAUUGCAAUGGAACACAAUGUUGAUGUGAUGUAAUUGAAUUGUUGCUGUGACAUCAUUAUAACAUCUAUUGAUUAUUACGUACGAUCUUUCAUACCCUAGAGAAUCAGAGAUUAUAAUGUUAAAAACACAAUAUUGACUUGGGUGUUUCUGUAAAAAGAAACAUAAGUUAAUACCACAAAAUAUUGACCACCAAGUGACCAUGUUUUAGCCAAUGAGAAUUGAGAAAAAAUUGGACCAUAUCUAAUAUUUGUAUCUAUAUGAAAUUAUUAUAGCCAUGAUUUUAAUGGCUUCUUAUCUACUUUUUUUUCAUGUUGCAUAAAUUUGUUUCUCAAUCAACCAGCAUCUGUCUUUAAACAAAAUGUAUACAUUCCAUUGCUAUUCUAAACUAUUGUUCUGUAACUUUGAUAAUUACUUGGAUAAUUUUAAUGACACAAUAUUUACAUUGAAAAUGUACUGUAUCUUUAAUUUUCUGAUUAGUUGAAAUUUAAACAUUACCUGAUUUUGUUGAAAUUUGGUCAUUAUAUAUACUGCUAAAUGUGUUAUCAAUUAUUAUUUACAAAGGUGACAUCUGUAACAGUGCUCAUUACAAUUAAUACAUGUUUUGAUAUAAGAAUGUAUAGUGAAGAUUCCUGUGACCCUGAACAUUGUGGCAGAUAAGAGAUUAACCCAUGAAAUAAAAUGAUUAAAGUGACUCAAAUUUG